This is a messenger RNA of Homalodisca vitripennis (glassy-winged sharpshooter), 3518 nucleotides long. Its product is annotated as pancreatic triacylglycerol lipase-like. NCBI's taxonomy places the organism in Eukaryota, Metazoa, Arthropoda, Insecta, Hemiptera, Cicadellidae. Gene Ontology annotation, biological process: lipid metabolic process. The transcript is spliced from 10 exons. Gene Ontology annotation, molecular function: lipase activity. Bases 91 to 1764 code for a protein of 557 amino acids. The record is from RefSeq and is a predicted model, not a curated record.
CAGUCAGCAGUCAGUAGACAGUGAGUAGUACGCGUACAGUGAGUAUAGUGUGCUCAGCUGAUCGUCAUUCUCCACACGCCAGCCAGUGUUAUGUUGUUCUUCACUGCAAUCGCGUUGACGUCGCUGCUCGGUCAGUUGUCGACCGGAGCGAGAAGUCAAUUGGGAACAUCGGCUCUUGCAAUUUCGUCGUCAAUACCGAUUCCUGAUAUCAAAGACAGAAAUGGACAACCGGGUUUCAAGGUCGGGAAAAGAGCAGCAGCAAUGGGAGCUAUAAUAUUGGGAACAUUACACAGGAACAGAGAGCGGGUUCAAGAAAGGAGGAGGUCGAGGAAAGAAAUAUGUUAUGAUGUUGUUGGCUGUUUUGCUCGAGCCAAAAACUCCAAUCCGCUCAAGAAGACACCUCAGUCUCCAGAUGAUCUGGACACCAAGUUCUGGCUUUUCACUCGACUCAAUCCUGUGGAGCCUGAGGAGUUGGUGUACGGGGACAAGAGACAGUCCAUUGUUAACUCCAACUUUAACUCUAGCAAGCCAACGAAGAUUGUGGCUCAUGGCUUCAAAGGAGAUCAUAUAGGGGCACUUAAGUAUGUCGAGUUGUUUCUAAAAAUGGAGGACUGCAAUGUGGUAUUGGUGGACUGGCAGAAGGGUGCUGCAGGACCAUCAUACCCUCUGGCUGCUGCUAAUACACAGCUGAUUGGACGACAACUCGCUCUACUGUUAGUGGAUAUUAUCUCUCUGGGGACAGAUCCAAACAGUGUCCACAUCAUCGGGUUCAGUCUAGGCGCUCAUGUUGCUGGAUUUGCAGGUCGGGCUGUGCAACAAACUGGUGUGCACAUCGGACGCAUCACAGGCCUUGACCCAGCAUCGCCACUGUUCCGGCAACACCUGAGCGCCUCUCUUCCUCCACUCAACAUGGCCGACGCCAAUUUUGUGGAUGUGAUUCAUACUGAUGCAGCAAAAGUGUGGGCCAAUGGAUUUGGCUUGUACAACCCUCUGGGUCAUGUCGACUACUUCCCUAAUGGCGGCCUGAAUCAGCCGGGCUGUGCAUUUGUCAGGGCAUCUCUGAUAGUAAGCCAUUUCGAGGGACAUGUGAACUCUAGUGUGGUAUGUAACCAUGCUCGAGCCCAUCAUCUGUUCCUUGAGAGUAUAUCCAACAGUGGGUGUCAGUUUUCUGCGUUCCGCUGUCCAGUUGGCCAUGAGUCCUUUCAACAAGCUGAUUGUUUUUCUGAAAGGUGUGAUGUUAAUACAACAGGUACUAGCUGUGGAAUAAUGGGUUAUAAUGCUGACAAAGUGCCUGCAAGAGGACCUCUUUUCUUGGUUACACGUGAUUCAUCUCCUUAUUGUGGUGAACAACUACAUGCAACUGUGGUGGUUUCACAAAAAACCCCAACAACAAGGGGUUAUUUUCAACUUUCAAUUCAACAUGGGGAAGAAAAUACAGCAUUUGAGCUGUAUUGUGAAUUAAAGGACGUUGUGACAGGAGGACUGAGGUUGCAAAGCACUGCUGCAGCCAAGUACAACACUAUAUCUCCAAGCUUAACCCCUGUACUUGAGGCACAGUUGAGUUACCGCUCACUGGAGUUCCAGAACCCAGAUGGUGUGGAGCCAGUCACUCUGGCCAAGGUCUUCAUCGAUUCAAUAACAAUAGCUGAUCUCCAUGGAAAUAGGUGGUACUACUGUGGGCUGAACACAGUACUGGAGAAUAAAGACGGUUCAUCAUUUGACACAAUUGCAGUUCCAAUGAGCCUGAAAAGAUGUGUCGUGUAAAAUAUAGCAAAGCCUCGGGCUCCUUUUGUACUGCAGUCCAGAUACUAUAAUUUUUAAUAAUUGAAAUGUAAGAUAGGAGCACUUCUAAACAGUAUCCUUCUGAAUCACUAUAAUCAAGCUCCAUAACUGCAUCACGUCACGCAUCACCAGCUGAGCACAUGUGCUAAUGUAUUGUAUUAUAAUCGUCACUCAUACUAAUUUCUAAUGUCAGUAUUAAGAUGUAAUACUUUAAUCCAAGUAUUUGGGGGGCAAUACUCAUAUUCCCAAAAUUUGGGAGAUUUGAGAUAAUCAUAUCUGUGAUCUUACAUUGCAUACAUGUUUUUCUAUCUAAUCUUAACCAACUCAUACAUUGUAGGUGUCAUUUUUUAAGGAAGUUGUCAUUGAGAAAACAUUACCAAACAAAAAAUAUAAAAUUAGUGAACAGCAAUUCCUUGACUUUAGGGUAGUAAUGUAAUUCUGACAUCCUACUGUGAGAUUUUGUAUGGUAUGGGUCAGGGUCUCUAAUAACAGUUGGCCUACUAUAUAACUAUAUAAUAAUUUGUCCAGGAAUAACAAUUUACAAACAUUUUUCACUUUAUUUUAAUUGAAAUAAUUUCCUAGGGAAGUACAAUAUAAUUCCAGCUCGGCUACUACUGUUUGACGUAACUUAUAAGUUUUUCAUAACUGAAAUUCAUAGUCUUAUGGCAAUUAAAGUAUAAUUGAUUUGAAAGCAACAUCAAUAAAAAAGAUUAUAUAGCUAGGAUUUUCACAUUGAUGCUGCUAGAUGACAGAUGAUCCCCUUGAAGUGAAGGGUAUAUGGGUUAGCAACUAGCAGCACAGCUAAAGCUUCACUUAUAACAAGGGGCUAAAGUUUAAAAGUGUGUCAUAUACAUAAGACGUUCCUUUAUAUCUAAAAAUGUCUCACAACACUUCGAUUAUCAAUUAUAAUCAAUGGUUAAAUGCACAAUUAUUUAUUAAUACUAAUGGUUUAUAAUUUAUUCUUAUUUGAUAUAGAUAUUGUAAUGGAAAAAUAUAUAUAAAAUAUAAAUGAUAAACAAUUAGUUUUAACGUACAAAUCAUUGUAUGUUUAACAAUUUAUUAGCAUUUGAGACACAUUGUUUCUGUGGUGAAACACUUUUGGAUUUUAGACGAGUUCUUAUUUAUAUCACAGUUUUAAACUUAAACCCCUUGUUAAAAGCAGAGCCUCAGAUGCAUGGCAAACAGCUAACCUGUGUACUCUCUUAAUAACACGAGUAUUUACUCAGAGAGUUGGAUGAUGAGUUUCUCAUAUUUACGGACAUGGUAGUGAGUGCUAAGCGCAGACAUGGAUUUAUGUAUUUGUAGUAGUCAAGUGAUUAAAUGAAGUUAAAAUAUUGUGUUUUUACUUAGUUAUUGGCAAUAAUGAAGAAAACCUUAUGGUACUAUUAAUAUGUGAAUGAAACCAAAGGAGGUUGUAAUAAAGGAGAAUUGGUGAUGUAAUACAUUUGUUAUAUACUCUUUUUAGUCUCAAUAAUGUAGUUAAUAAAAAGUAAUAAUUCAUUUCUCAUAUUAAUUUGUACAGUUUCAUUGAUCAUUUCAUUUAGCUCUAAGCAAAAUGAGCCCAGUCAAAUAUAUUAAGUUACAAAAUAAAGUUACAUCUAGUUUUAAUCAAUGCAAUUAUGAUUAAUUUUUAUCUUAGCUGUUAAGAACAGUGUUAAAAUAAAUAGAUUGUUUUGAACCCUUUAGUGUUACUUAUUUCUACAUCCCUUCAUACAAGCACAACUGACUGAAAAUUA